This is a messenger RNA of Paramecium sonneborni, 2943 nucleotides long. NCBI's taxonomy places the organism in Eukaryota, Ciliophora, Oligohymenophorea, Peniculida, Parameciidae. The record is from the annotation of a GenBank genome assembly.
CAUAAAUUAAUGAAAUUUGGUAGUGUAUUUAAUCCAAGAGGUGUCCUGGAAAUAAACUAUAAGAUAUCAUCUAUAGAUGCUAAUCAAAAUAUCUUAUACACAGGAGAUGAAAAAGGCAUAUUAUAUAGGUAAAGGGAUAAAAUUGAAUUAGAUACCAAUUGUAACCUGAUUAAGCCAUGAUUAUUUAAGCAAGCUAACCAUUAUCUAAAUAAUUAACUAAAUCAAGGAUUGAUUAAAUCAAAGUGUUUCCACAGGCAAAUGCUAAUCUUUUGGUUUUAUCAGAUUAGACUUUAUAUUUGGUUGAAGAAAAAACUCUAAAAGGUGAAUAAGUUUCAAAAGAAAAAGUAUCCCUAUUUGCUUUAAACGAAUUUUACAAAAUAAAUUAAUUUGAGAUAAUAAUAGUGACUAAAAAGAAAGAAGGCUUUAUUUUGAGUUAUACUUAGAAAACAGGAAAAUUUGAAUGUAUGAGAGAGAAAUUCUUGUUACCAGAUAUACCUGUUACAAUUGCUUUUAUAGGAAAUCUAUUUUAUUUUGGAUUGUAAAAGAAAAAUUAUUCUGUGAUUAAUCUUGAUGACAAACAAUUAUAAGUAGCUAAUUUAUUAAUAGAUAUUGGCAAUAAUCCAUAUCUUAAAGCAACUGAUAAUGAUGAAAUAUUGAUUGUUACAACAAAUAAUAUAGGUAUUUUUAUUGGUAAGGAUGGUUAGAUGAAAUAAAAAAGCACAAUCUAAUUAUAAAAUAAAUCCAUUUAGAUUAUAACAAUUUUUAAGUAAUACCUAAUAGUAUUAUUUGAUAAUUUAAUACAAGUUUUCAAUUUAUCAGAUUCUAAACUUAUGAGUGAUAUUUAAUUAUCAUCAUCAGCUAAAUGUAUUACUUAAACUUCAAAUCAUUUAUUCUAUGGAAGUUCUAGUGAAGUAAAAAAUAAUUAUCAAUAUGUUUUUAGAUCAUUUACUUAUAUCAAACACCUCCUGAAUAAUAAAUUUAAGAUUUACUUAAAUAGGGUAAAGUUGAAGAUGCACUUUAAGUAUUUUAAUAAUAUAAUUAAAAUUCUGAUGUAUCAAGAAAUUAAUAAUUAGAAUAAUUAAAAUUGGAUUGUGGUUGGGCACUUGUUAGAUAGAUGUAAUUUUAAAAUUCUUAGAAUUAUAUAUUGUAAACAAACUUUGAACCUAGAGAUUUUAUUUGUUUAUUUCCAGACUAUUAUUAUGCAGUUGAGAAGCUAGAAUCAGUUAAUUAAAAUCCAUCUCUAAAUACAAUUUCAUUAAUUGUUGCUAAAUUUGUUUAGGAUAAUUAUAAAGGUGAUCCAAAGAAAAGUUAAGAAUAUAAAUUAUAAGCAAGAGAUUUUUUGAUAGAAAUUUUAGAGAAGAAAAGAAGUGUUUUAACUUCAACUUAAUCUGCAUAUUCUAUGAAAGAUAAAUUAACAUUAUUGACCAGUACUUAGAAUUUUAAUUAAAAUUAAUGGCAUGCAAUACCAUGUGAAUAACUUUUGGAAUUAAUAGAUUUUGCAUUAAUAAAGGCUUAUUUAGAAUCAACAUAAUUAUAAAAAUUAAAAAGUUUCUUGUCUAGUAAUUAAAUAUAUUGUUUAUCAAUGUAUGCUGAAUUAUAAGCUAUAAUUUAAACUAAUAAAGCAAUAGAAUAACAACAAAGUAUUUUGGCUAGAUUUUAUGAAUCAUUUAAUAAAAUUGAUUUGUCUUUAGAAGUAUGGAGAACAAUUGGUGGAGAUUCAUUAAAUUAAUAGGUAUAAUAAGAAGCAUGUGAAGAAACAACUAGAAUACUUAAAUAGAAUCCUGAUAAAAAUAGAAUAUUUAAAUUUAUUUUAUGGGUUUUUAAAAAACAAAUUAAAACUGGAAUUCAAAUAUUUUAUGUUAGUGAAAGUGUAAUUACACCAGAUUAAAUGAUUAAAUUUUUGGAUGAAUAAGAAAUGGAGUAAGAUUUAAAGAAGAAAUUAAAAGAAAAAUAUUUAGAAGUUUUAGUAUUAGAAAAAUAAACAGAAGAAGAAAGAUUUCACACUCAAUUAGCUUAUUCAUAUAUUGAUUCUUUAUUUGCCAUAUAUCCAAAGGAUAUGUAGCCUACAUAAAUUGAUAUGAAGAAAAAUUAAAUUGCAACAGAAAUUUAUUAAGCAUUAAAAAAGUUCUUAAAAAAUCCAAAUGCAAAAUAUAAUUCAUCAAGCAUUUUAGAAAAAAAAGUAAAAGACUCAUGGAUGAUUCAUGAAAUUAUCUUAUUAUAUGGAAGAGAGAAAAGACAUGAAGAGGCAUUGAAUCUAUUACUUAAUCUUGGAUUGUAUGAUUAGGCUGAAAAAUAUUGUUGUGAAUAUACUGAUAAUUUAUUAACAAAGCUCUUUAAGAAAGUAUUAAUGUCUUAUAAAUUAAGUAUAAAGAUUUAUAUUCCUUUUUUGAAGGGAAAUAUAAAGAAAGACCCACAGAUCAAUAAACAUCUUUCACAUUUAAUUAAAUUAAAGUAUUAAAUUUUCAUUCCAAAUUUAGAUUACAAUCAAUAAUUUUCUGAAAAAAUAUGCAACUCAUUCUUAGUUAAAUGCUUUGGAAGUAUUAGAAAUUAUACCAGAGAAUUGGAUAUUAGCUGAUUAAGGUGAAGAUGAUGGAUUAUUUUAAUUUUUGAAUAGUGUAAUAAGUAAUUAUUUAUUAUAUUUGUAGGUCAUACAUUACAUUAAAAAAGAUCAACGAAAGCUGCAUUUCAUUUAUCUGAUAUGGAUUUACUGAAUGUUGAAUGUUUGAAUGCUAGCACCAAGCAAGCAAAUGUAAGAAUCACAUCAGAAAAGAAAUGUGCUGUUUGUAGUAGAUCUAUUGGUGAAAAAGUAUAUAUUUUUUUUAAACCUUUUAAUAGGUAUUUGUGGUUUAUCCAAAUGCUGUUAUUGCACAUCAUACAUGUAUAAGGAGUAAUACUAUAUGUCCAUUAUCUGAUAAAGAUUUUGAAAAGUAUUUUAAAUUGUGA